Messenger RNA from Brettanomyces nanus, 2073 nucleotides. RefSeq lists its product as uncharacterized. The transcript has a single exon. Gene Ontology annotation, cellular component: membrane. Lineage: Eukaryota; Fungi; Ascomycota; Pichiomycetes; Pichiales; Pichiaceae. The coding region runs from base 1 to 2073 and encodes 690 amino acids. The record is from RefSeq and is a predicted model, not a curated record.
AUGGGAACUCUGGGAUCAACUGCGACUUGGUAUAAAGCACUGCCUUUAAAAGACUAUCAAGAUCUUGUUCAGAAGGCCGUUCCUGAAAAGGUCAAUGGAUGUCCAGAAGAUCCGAUUAUAGGUGAACCUGGUUUGCAUGUUGCAUGUGGUCCAAAUGUUCGAUUCUUGGGAUGUUUAGAGAAUGGGGAGAAUAACUAUCGAGCCAGCAUUUUGAUAGUAACCAAAGGUGAGGACAAUAAUAUACCCAAGGUGAGCUAUGUUAUUGGUCAGGCGGAAAAGCUGGCUGAAGUUGAGUUGGAGUUAUCUGAAGGACAAUUUCCUGGAAAGAAGAUCUAUGAGGAGACUGGAUUUCUAUUUUUUAGAUAUACUGUGGAAUUGACAUUGAAGGACUAUGAGCAGAAAGUAAAAUAUAGCAUUAAUGGAGAGAAUAGACCGGAUUUUCAGUUCUUCCUACCUUCAGUUGACCAGUCCAUGAAUAUUAUGUCAUAUUCUUGUAAUGGAUUUUCUUUGGGAGCAGAUAUUUCCACUUUUAAAGGAUCGCUUUGGUUGGAUGUCUUGAGAAGACACAGCGAGUCCCAUUACCAUGUCAUGCUUGGAGGAGGAGAUCAAAUUUAUUGUGAUUCCAUUAAGCUUGUUAGUACAAAGUUCCAGGAUUGGCUAAAGCAUAAGCAUAUUCAUUCUUCUUGGAAAAUGACUUCUGAGAUCAGACAGUCUCUUGAUAGUUAUUACUUAAACCAUUAUAUGGAGUGGUUUGGCAAGGGUUAUAUGAAGAUCACCAAUGGUUCAACACUACAGGUUUUAUUCCCGGUAGCUCUUCAUCAGAUACCGCAGAUUAAUUUGUAUGAUGAUCAUGAUAUAAUUGAUGGAUUUGGAUCUUACAGGGACUCUACAAUGUCUCAGGAGAUGUUUUUAGGUGUUGGAAACUCUGCUUUUAAGUAUUAUAUGCUUUUUCAACAUCAUACACCUCCUAAAGAAGAGUCUAAAUUGGAAAAGUCGUGGAUUGAAGGCUCCAGUGAAGGAGGUCCUUAUAUCAAGUCUAUUUCCAGAUCUGUCUAUGCUCGAUUGGGUAAAGAAAUCGGAUUCUUGGGAUUAGACUGUCGUACAGAACGGACCAAGAAGCAGAUUUGUACUGCUGAGACUUAUAAGAAUGUAUUUGAAAGGCUAGAAAUGGAGAUGAAUGCUGGUAAGGGUCAGAUCAAGCACUUGUUGGUCUUAUUGGGUGUUCCUAUCUGCUAUCCAAGAAUGGUUUGGGCAGAGGCUAUCAUGGAAUCUCCUUUGUUGGCUCCAAUUAAGUGGAUGACUAGGAAAGGAUGGAUUUUGAAAGGUUUAGUGAACGAAUUUGACGGUUCAAUUGAAUUGCUAGAUGAUCUUAAUGAUCAUUGGUGUGCCAGGCAUCAUAAGGCAGAAAGAAAUCAACUUAUGGGCCGGUUAAUGAAGUUUGGAGCAAAUCACGGGGUCAGAAUUACCAUACUAAGUGGAGAUGUUCACCUCUGCUGUCUGUCUCGGUUCCAGUCAAAGUUCCAUAGGUACCACAUCGUGGAAACCACUCGAACCCAUGAGGACAAUGUCAAUGUAGCCACCAAUGCGGCAGAAGAUCCACGGUUGAUUCUCAACUUGAUCUCUUCCGCUAUUGUCAAUACCCCACCACCAAAUGGAAUGGCGGGUUUGUUGAACAGAAGGUCAAAGGUUCACAGGUAUGACACACAAACCGAUGAGGUGAUGGUUCCGUUGUUCAAACACGGUCCUGAGGGUAAUCGAAGAAGUAAUGAGAGGUUUCUCAACCAAAGAAACUAUUCGGACUUGAUAUUAGUGAAAAACUUGUCAGAGAACGAUAAAAAGCCGUUUUCAAAGGUCAAUGAAGGAGAAUUGGUCUAUCCAGGACCGACAGAUAGCAUUGAGAAGAUGAAUAGACAAGACGUUGACUCAACAGACCCUGAGAAAGUGGCUUAUCCGUUCUUUGCAGACAGUUUAGUGGCCACGUUGCACGUUGAAAAGAACAGAGAGAAUACCAGCUCUGAAACUGGUGCCUACCAGAUGCUAGUUCCACCAUUGAAUGGAGAGAAAGUUAUUUAA